Messenger RNA from Trichosurus vulpecula (common brushtail), 1494 nucleotides. Its product is annotated as immunoglobulin superfamily member 1-like. Gene Ontology annotation, cellular component: plasma membrane. The record is from RefSeq and is a predicted model, not a curated record. Lineage: Eukaryota; Metazoa; Chordata; Mammalia; Diprotodontia; Phalangeridae. The transcript is spliced from 8 exons. The coding region runs from base 1 to 1494 and encodes 497 amino acids.
AUGGGUCCCACGCUCACUUCUCUGAUCUCCAUUGACCCUCUACCCAAGCCCAUCCUCUGGGCUGUCCCCAGUCCUGUGGUCCCUGAGGGAGAAGACAUAACCCUGAGGUGCCAGGGCCAUCUGGGGAGUGACCGAUUCCAGCUCUGGAAGGAUGGAGAGCUCGGAGAUGAGAGAAAUGCCUCCUGGCAGCAGGCAGAGUUUGUGCUCAGGAAUGUGGAUGACUCGAGAAAUGCAAGAAGCUACACCUGCCGCUCUGGGCAGGGGCCCUUGUGGUCAGAGCUCAGUGAGCCCCUGGCCCUGGUGGUGACAGGAUCAACAGUGACCAUCUGGUGCAAAAUAUCACAACCGGCAACCAGUAAUGACUACAGUUUUGCCCUGCUGGAGGCAAAGAGCCUAGAGCCCUUGCAGAGACAGAGCCCUGCAGUGACCCAGGCUGCUUUCUCACUUGUGUCUGUGACGGCUGAGGAUACUGGGAGCUACAGCUGUAUUUACUACAGGAAGACAGCCCCCUACACGGGAUCAUAUCCCAGCAAGACCUUGGAGCUGAUUGUGCUUGGAUCUCUCCCCAAGCCUUCCCUCUCAGCCCUCCCAGGCCUUGUGGUGGAGCCUGGGAUGCACGUGACUCUCCAGUGCCGGCAGCCCCCUCAGAAUGUCAUCAAUGGCCUGACCUACACUCUGCUGAAGGUGGGGACCUCUGAGCCCUUGCAGAGCCAGAGCCCAUCUGGGACCUCAGCUGAUUUUCCCCUCUUCUCUGUGAGAGCCCAGGAUGCCGGCAGGUAUAGCUGUGUCUACCAUGAGAGGAUGGCUCCAUACCAGGUGUCUGAGGCCAGCGAGGUCCUGGAGAUCUGGGUGACAGAUGGACUUCCCAAGCCUUCCCUCUCAGCCUGGCCCUUCCCAGAGGUGGCCUCAGGGUCUGACGUGACCUUCCUGUGCCAGGGGCCCGCAAGAGGCAUUAGGUUUGUUCUGUACAAGGAGGGAGAUGAGAAAAACCUACCAAGCAUGGAUACUUCUCAAGGUGGGGCCCAGUUCUUCUUGACUCAUGUGACCCCCAAGCACUCAGGCAAUUACAGCUGCAGAUACCAAAUCAACAGCAAUGGAAGUCUCUGGACACAACAGAGUGACCCCCUGCAGCUCAUAGUGAAAGGUUCAGUUCCCAGUAACUCCCUCCUCAUCACCCUCAGCUGCCUUUCCUUCAUCAUCAUCCUCCUCCUUUGCCUUUUCUUGCUGGCAAUCCUCUGCCAACGAUCCAUCACUGUGGAUGAGUGUGGCAAGGACAGAGUGAAACCUCUCAGGGUAUACCGAAGUGUCCAAGUAGAGACCAAGGGAACCAUCGGUGAGUUAGCUCCAUCUUGUCGUCCCCCUGUCCCCAUGGUUGAAGGUUCCCAGGGAGUGACCUACACUCAGCUGAACAUAAGAACCUUGAAUAAGAGGAAAACCAACCCUGAGGAGACACGCACAGAACCCACCCUCUAUGCCACUGUGGCCUUGAAUUAA